This is a messenger RNA of Amaranthus tricolor (Joseph's coat), 2238 nucleotides long. RefSeq lists its product as uncharacterized. The record is from RefSeq and is a predicted model, not a curated record. The transcript has 2 exons. Gene Ontology annotation, cellular component: endoplasmic reticulum. NCBI's taxonomy places the organism in Eukaryota, Viridiplantae, Streptophyta, Magnoliopsida, Caryophyllales, Amaranthaceae. Gene Ontology annotation, biological process: ubiquitin-dependent protein catabolic process. Bases 412 to 1743 code for a protein of 443 amino acids. Gene Ontology annotation, molecular function: ubiquitin-like protein conjugating enzyme binding; ubiquitin protein ligase activity.
GAGAGAGGACGAAGUUUUAACAAUACCUUUGAGAAAACGGUUUCCUCCAAUCCUCCACAGUUGCUAACUUUAUUACAUUCCAUUGCGAUCUCUCACUUUCUCUCUCCUCCAUCUAAGGUUCUUGAGUUCUUCAAUACCUCCUCUCACAACUACUAUUCGAUCGGCCAUUUGCAAGUACAAUUACAAGAAAUAAUGUUAUUGUUUCCAGAUUUGCUUUGAAUUCUAAUUACUUAGGGCAAGAAGUCUUAAUUCUUUGGUUUCGACGAAGCCAGUGAGAAAUUUCCAGGGUUUCAUUUCAAUUUCGGGUUUUUUCCUAAAUUGGGUGGAAAUUUGAGAUUCCAUGCUGAUGAAUUAAUUUUUAAGGUAAAUUAAAGGUUAAAGUUUUCUCAAUCGCUGUUGCAUUAAAAACUGAUGGCUGAUCGAACAGAAGAUUAUAUGAAUUUGGAAUUGAAUUUAGGACUUAUGUCUCCGCCACCGGCUGCAGUAGGUCAUCCGCCAUUGGGGCUAUCAUCAGAUGAAUCUUUGAUUGGUGGUGGGUGGGAAUCGCCUUUUAGUAGUGAUUCUUUUAGGCUGAGGAGUAGGAAUGGCGGGCAAUGGAGGCAUGCUGAAUUAGACCAGUUAUUAGGAUCACAUUCAUUACGAUUGGCAGUCGAUUCUGAUGAAAAUGACAGUGAUCCUGAUCCUGGUGCGGGUGCUGGUGUUGACAUCGAGGAUAAUGCCGGGGUGUUGCUAGCAGGGGAAGGCAGUGUUGCUGCUGAGCUAAGAAGCGAUGAUGCUGUCAAGACUUGUGAGAAUAAUGUGAUCCCUGUCGAGAUUGGUUCUGUUGCUAAGAACGAAGAUGUCAUUGAAAAGCUCGAUUCUGAGGAAGGAAGUUUUUUCGAUUGCAAUAUAUGUUUUGAUUUAGCCAAAGAACCUGUUGUUACUUGUUGUGGCCAUUUGUUUUGUUGGCCCUGCAUUUAUAAAUGGUUGCAUAUUCAUUCUGAUCAUAAUGAAUGCCCUGUGUGUAAAGGAGAAAUCGAGCUUAAGAAUGUCACUCCGAUUUAUGGGCGAGGAAACCAUAUUAGUCCGCCUGAAGAGGAUACAGGCGUCAGCAUCCCAGUGAGACCGUCUGCUCCACGAGUAGAUGGUUAUAGGCAAACCCUCCAAAGGGCAACCUCAUUCCGGAUGGAGGAGAUGAUCAGACGUCUAGGUUCUCAGAUUGAACUUCCUCGUGAAGAUAUUGUUUCGAAUGACGAUGAUGAACUUCCUCGGAGGGCUGCUCUUACGAAUAGGAAUGUGGCUAGUCGAGAGAUGCGUAGGGAGCAAAAUCCAACUGUAACUACUGAAGUUGUCGAGGGUACACCGCAAAGACAUGUAAACCGCAGGCUUCUGCCUGUAAUUUAUCGAGUAGGGCAAACACCGAUCAGAUCUGUUAGUAACUCGCGUCAUGUAGCAGCUGCAUUAUCUGACGCGUUUCAUCAUCCUUCUCCCUCAAGAAUGAGCCGAGAGAUGAUAGUUGAGACAUAUUUUCGGUCCAUUUCCCCAAGAAGGAACGCGAACCAAGAGAUGCCACCUCCUUCUCAGGAUGACCGAGACUCAUUCUCAAGCAUUGCGGCUGUUAUACAUGGAGGGAGUCAAACAACUGACACGGCUGUGGAGAUCGAUUCGAAUGUGUCGAUCUCUACCCCUUCUUCGAGGAGACGCCGCACUUCUAGAACCUCCGACAUGGAUAGCGGCGAUUCUCGGAGGAGAAGGCUAAAUUAGAAUCAUAGUCAGUUUUGAAAUCAACAUUGUUUAAGUUUCCUUGUAACUUGCAAGCCUACUGUCUUUAUUGGUUAAUCAGUCCCUAAUAUACUUCCUAUUUCAAUAUACCAAUGCAUUGAUGUUUACUAUAUACAACUUAUCUAUCGAGUAUCCGUCUAUAAAUCGCGCUAUGAUCGGUUAACUCGAUAGGCAGUGAGUUUGUUUGCUUAUUGCUAGUGAGCUAACAAGCUAGCUGUUGCACCAGAAUUGAUCUCAAUACACUUAAAAACUAAACAUUUACUGUGUUUUUAGUUUGAACUUGAGAUGAGAUUGCUCGUAUGCUAAAAAUUAUUACAAUUGUAGGUAAAAUUUUCAUACCCAUGUGCGUAUUUGUACGUAUCAUGGUUACAUAUUCAAAAUCAUCUAACAUCUUUCAUUAGCGUACCGUAAUUUGACAGCUAAUUCGCUUUUAGAAUUUGCAAUUUGCGAGAUGAUUAGCAACUCUUAUAACACAAA